This is a messenger RNA of Fonticula alba, 995 nucleotides long. RefSeq lists its product as hypothetical. NCBI's taxonomy places the organism in Eukaryota, Rotosphaerida, Fonticulaceae. The coding region runs from base 14 to 787 and encodes 257 amino acids. Gene Ontology annotation, cellular component: mitochondrion. The record is from RefSeq and is a predicted model, not a curated record. The transcript has 3 exons.
CCUCCCGCGCAGCAUGUUCCUCUCGCGCGUGAACGGACCGCUUCGGUCUUUCGCCGUCCAUGGCUCCCGCUCGCCCACCCUCCCGGCCCGCCUGAUCCAGACCUCGACCCCCAUGCGCCUGUCCGCGCAGCCGGCCGCCUCGGCGUCCGGCAUCCCGGCCGCCUCCUUCGCCAAGCCCCAGGAGCUCCCGCAGUCGCUGGCGCGCGCCCUGAACACCAAUAACCCCGCCCAGGUGGACUCGCUGCUGGCCAGCCUCGAUAGCUCGGCCCUGGCGGCCCUGCACGCCGGUGCCGAGCGCCGCAUGGCCGACAUGGCCACCGCCGCCGAGUCCCUGGAGGUGGUCCUGUCCGUCCGUCAGCGGACCCUGCACUUCCUCCGGUCUGCUCUGCCCUUCGUGGGCUUCGGCUUCCUGGACAACGCCAUCAUGCUUGUCGCCGGUGACAAGAUCGACACCCACUUCGGCGUCUUCCUCGGCAUCUCCACCCUCGCCUCGGCGGCCCUCGGCAACGCCCUGGCCAACGUCACCGGCAUCGCCUUCGGCCAGGUCAUCGAGUCGGCCCUCAACCGCCUCGGCGUGCCGGACCCCAAGAUGUCGGCCCAGCAGCUGGCCUCCGCCACGGCCGCCCGAUACCGCCGCGUCGGCAACGUCUUCGGUAUCCUGGUCGGCUGCCUGCUCGGCAUGAUGCCGCUGCUCUUCAUGAACACCGAGCCCCGCCUGCCGAGCCCCCUGCCCGAGGGCGUCGCCGGUCUCGUCACCACCGCCGCCGAAGAGACCGCCGUCGCCUGAGCAUGAUGCUGCUCCCGUGCUCCCUCCCUUCCCUCGGCUGUGCUCCUCCGGCGCAUCCAUGCGAGCUGGUUCUACCAUACUUUCUCACACUGCGCAUACCGUGUGGUCCGCCCCCCUCUCCUCCUCCCCCUCCUUCCCCUGUCCUUGACUUCUCUGCCGAAACGCGAGAGCGUGUUCGCCGCCCUGUGUGCGUGCGCUUCCCCCCCCC